UCUGCAAAUGUCAUUUAAGCUGAAAUAAUUUUCAGCUGGUUUGGUAUUUAGUUAGUUAUAGUUUUUCACCUAGUUAAUUAAUCCCUUUUCCAUUGAUAUAAAAAUUAAUUAAUUGAAAUGCCUAAGAAAAAAACCGGCCAACGAAAAAAAGCUGAAAAGCAAAAACUUCGGCUAAAGGAAAUCCGUAGUAAAGAAAUACAACUCGCAGAAGCACCCUGCAAUGCACCCAUGGAAUGCGAAAAAUGCACGAAAAAGCAAAAAUCCCGAGCAUUUUGCUAUUUCUGCCAAAGUUUGCAGCGGCUUCCAAUUUGUGCUCAAUGCGGUAAGGUGAAGUGCAUGUUAAAGACCGGAGAUUGUGUAGUUAAACAUCCUGGAGUCUACACAACCGGUCUGGGUAUGGUCGGCGCUAUUUGUGAUUUCUGCGAAGCCUGGGUGUGCCAUGGCAGAAAGUGUCUUCAAUCGCAUGCUUGCACCUGCCCUUUGCAGAGUGCAACUUGUAUUGAAUGUGAGCGCGGUGUUUGGGAGCAUGGUGGACGCAUUUUCAAGUGCUCCUUUUGUGAGGGAUUCCUCUGCGAGGACGAUCAAUUUGAACAUCAAGCUUCAUGCCAGGUUCUUGAAUCGGAGAAUUACAAGUGUCAAUCGUGCAAUCGUUUGGGACAAUAUUCUUGCUUGCGUUGCAAGACAUGCUACUGCGAGGAUCAUGUCCGACGCAAGGGAUUCAAAUACGAGAAGAAUAAGGCUAUUCCAUGCCCGAAAUGUAACUACGAUACUUCGGUUACCAAGGACUUGAGUAUGUCCACGAGAAGUCAUAAGUUCGGAAGACAGGCUCAGUUCGGCGAUGAUGACGAUGGGUAUGAACCUUACUAUGCAUCCUCUUCAUAUCAACCCAGUGGUUACACUGCUGCUGGUUAUGGUAAUGAUGAUGACGACGACGAUGAUGAUGAUUACGAUGAUGACGAUGACGACGACGAUGAAGAUGAAGACGAUGAAAGCACCCAAGAAUCUGAAGAGGAAGAAGAAGCCAAGGGAAAGGAUGCUAAAAAAUCCGAAGCCAAAUAAAAAAAAAUUGGGUCUUUCUCCAUUUGUAGAUUUUCAAAAAUAUGUUAAUUUUUAUUUUAAUAGGAAAUGUUUUUGAAAACAGCAAACAAGUGAAUAAAUAAUCGUCGCCCAGAGUUGUUCAAGAAUUUUCCGAUUCUUUGAAUCUGGAAAAAACAAAAAUUGUAUAA
Molecule: messenger RNA, 1226 nt
Organism: Eupeodes corollae
Lineage: Eukaryota; Metazoa; Arthropoda; Insecta; Diptera; Syrphidae
Gene: Noa36
Product: zinc finger protein 330 homolog
Exons: 1
Coding region: 118-1059 (313 amino acids)
Cellular component (GO): nucleus
Molecular function (GO): zinc ion binding
Source: RefSeq, a predicted model, not a curated record